Molecule: messenger RNA, 2978 nt
Organism: Salmo salar (Atlantic salmon)
Lineage: Eukaryota; Metazoa; Chordata; Actinopteri; Salmoniformes; Salmonidae
Product: cGMP-dependent protein kinase 1
Biological process (GO): protein phosphorylation
Molecular function (GO): cGMP-dependent protein kinase activity; ATP binding
Source: RefSeq, a predicted model, not a curated record
GAUUUGAUGUAGUAGUAUUUCUUUAUAACAUUAGGUUAUUAGAAAUGUUGAACCUGCUCAGCAAAUUCAGAAAAAAAUCCUUACAUAUAGCCUUUAUGCAAUAGGGCUAUGUGUACCACGAUGCCAAUUUGUAAUAUGAUGACAUGACAUCCACGAUUUUACCUACAAGAAACUUUGGAGAACAAACACCCCCUUACUAUUGAGCGAGUCAUGUAGGCUAAUUAGUUACGAAAAACACUCUGAAAGGAGUGUGUCCCGUGUCUCGUGUCCCAAUUAGGUACGAGAGCAAUGUUGGGCGACGCGAGAGAACAGGGAAUCUGAGAGCCAAGAGUAGCCUACUGGUGAGAGCGUUCAGGCGUCAUCUAUCCAUAGUCUUUCUGUAGCUACACAUAUCCAAUCUCCACUGACAGUAUUGCAAGUGUCUGUGCUGCACCUGUCCAUUCUUUUAAAUCGAGCGAAAACAGAAUCGAAAACAGUCAGCGACAGAUGUGAUUCAAUUCGUUAAAACUAAAAGAUAGACAGACUAUACUGCAGGCAUUCGAUCCUCAGACUUUCUUGCUGAUGUCCAUCUGCUUAGACAGCUCUGCUCCGCUCUACAGAGGCAAUGGGUACACUUCGAGACCUGCAGUUUGCCCUGCAACUGAAGAUUGAGGAGCUUCGCCAGAGGGAUACACUCAUUGAUGAGCUGGAGCUGGAGUUGGAUGCCAAGGACGACUUGAUUCGGAGGCUGCAGGGUGAACUGGACCGCUACAGGGCAACCAUCACACCCCCAGAGUCUUCUGGAGCUAUUGAAGGGAAUUCUGCACAGUGUGAAGAGAUCCAGAGAACCAGAAGAAAGACCAUAUUGUCAAAGCCCCUCACUCAGGAUCCAAGGCAACUUGCUUUGGCCACCCUGAAAAGCUACAACAAAAGCCAUCAGUCACAGGAGCUGAUUCAAACCUCCUUUUUAGAGAAUGACUUUCUAAAGAACCUGGAAAGUGGGCAAAUCCUGGCUAUAAUGGACUGUAUGUACCCCACCACGGUCAACCAAGGCUGCUGCGUCAUUCAAGAGGGAGACAGUGGAACUCUUGCCUAUGUUCUAGAAGAGGGGAAGAUGGAGAUGACCAAGGAUGCCAAUAAGCUUCUCACAAUUGAACCAGGAAAAGUGUUUGGAGAAUUGGCACUCCUGUACAGCUGCACCUACACCUACACUAUAUCAGCCCUAAAAAACAGCAUGUUGUGGGUAAUUGACCGGCAGAGCUUUCAGACCAUCAUGGUGCAGAGUGGCCUCAGCAGACUGGCCCAGUUCAGAGAGCUCCUCUGCAGAGUACCCUUCCUGCGCUCACUGCCAGAGGAUGUGCUCAUGAAAGUGUCUGAUAUUUUGGAAGAGAGUCGCUACAGUGAAGGUGAUUAUAUUAUUCGCCAGGGUGCCACAGGGGACACGUUCUACAUCAUCAGUAGUGGCCAGGUGAAGGUGACAGAGAACAAGUCAGCCAAUGAAGAGGCAGUACUCCUGUCAACUCUCUCUGAGGGCCAUUGGUUUGGAGAGAAAGCACUGAGGGGAGAGGAUGUGCGGACAGUGAAUGUAAUUGCUGCUGGUGAUGUCACAUGCCUGGUUGUGGAUAGAGAGUCUUUCAAAAAGAUCAUAGGUUUGGUAGAGGACAGUCAUAAUGUGCACAAGAGCAGCGAACUCAAAGGCCAGUCAGAGGAAGAUGCAGCUCUCCUAUCCAACGCGUCUCUCAGAGAUUUCCAGGUCAUCUGUAACCUAGGAGAGGGAGAAACCGGUCAUUCAGAGCUGGUACAGCUUAAGACCAACACCAACUGCCCGUUCACCAUGAGGGUGUUGAGGAAGCAUCAGAUCCUAAGCACUGCUCAACAGGAGUGCAUCCUGAGGGAAAGACACAUCCUCAUGGCAGCUCAUAGUCCAUUCAUCGUCAGGUUACACCGUACCUUCCGAGAUGCAAAGUGCCUAUACAUGCUGACAGAAGCUUGUCUAGGUGGUGAGCUCUGGAAUCUACUGAAAGACAGAGGCUCGUUUGAUGACAGUAGCACACGUUUUUACACUGCCUGUGUUGUUGAGGCCCUUAUCUUCCUGCACCACAACAGUAUCGCAUACAGGGAUCUGAAGCCUGAGAAUGUAGUUCUGGACCAGCGUGGAUAUGCCAAAGUGGUGGGGUUUGGUUGUGCUAAGAAAGUGGGCUUGGGUAAGAAAACGUGGACGUUCUGUGGCACACCUGACUAUGUGGCCCCUGAGAUAAUCCUGAACAAGGGGCACAGUGUGUCUGCAGAUCUCUGGUCUCUAGGCGUCUUCGUGUUUGAACUGCUGAGUGGAAGUCUCCCAUUCUGUGGCCCUGAUCCUAUGAAGACUUUCACAGCCACCAUCCGUGGGAUUGACCUGGUUGAAUUCCCAAAAACCAUCAGUAAGAGUGCCUCAAGCCUGAUCAAGAAGCUCUGCAGGAACAACCCUGCAGAGAGACUGGGGAACCAGAGAAACGGGGCCAAGGACAUCCAGAAGCACAAGUGGUUUGAAGGUUUCAACUGGGAAGGACUUCGCAAAGGCACUUUGUCUCCACCAAUCAUACCGAAAUUCAUCAGUCACUUGGAGGACAGCAAAUUGGACUCCUUCACUGACAUCCUCGAGGACUCACCAGCUGUUGAGGACUCAGACUGGGACAUAGAUUUCUGAUUGAACAAUAUAAUGCUGAUCUGGGUUGAAUCCUACACAUGAUCUGAUACGAAAAUAUAAUUUUUGGUACUGGAAAUAAAUUCAAUCGAAGAGACAGAGCAAUGGAAUGUCAUUGUGUUCAGCAUUCUUUUAUUUCAACUGGUUAGAAUAUUUUGUAAUUCCAUAUUUACAAAAUUUUUGUGAACUAGCAAAGAAGUGAAUGUUGAUAGCUGUUCCUGUAUUAUCAUGUGAUAUUUCUUAUUUUGUAUUAUUGUUUUACCAAAAGUGUUAUGUAGGCAUUUUCAAUUCAUAAACCUAUGAGUAAACAUCUGAA